This is a messenger RNA of Perca flavescens (yellow perch), 1295 nucleotides long. RefSeq names its product nudix (nucleoside diphosphate linked moiety X)-type motif 3b (gene nudt3b). Gene Ontology annotation, molecular function: diphosphoinositol-polyphosphate diphosphatase activity; bis(5'-adenosyl)-hexaphosphatase activity; endopolyphosphatase activity. Gene Ontology annotation, cellular component: nucleus; cytoplasm. Gene Ontology annotation, biological process: diphosphoinositol polyphosphate metabolic process; diadenosine pentaphosphate catabolic process; adenosine 5'-(hexahydrogen pentaphosphate) catabolic process. Bases 215 to 763 code for a protein of 182 amino acids. The transcript is spliced from 5 exons. The record is from RefSeq and is a predicted model, not a curated record. Lineage: Eukaryota; Metazoa; Chordata; Actinopteri; Perciformes; Percidae.
GGUUUUCUUACGCUCUCCGAGCUAUUAAAGGGUAAAUUACGUCGUGGGCGUAGCGGCUUCUUGUAAUGGCGACCGUGCCGUAGAUGUGCCUAGGUUUGUGAAAAUGAAGCGAAGAAGAAGUUAUUUCUUUUAAGUAAAACGACGAGGUUCCCCGGAGGAGGACUUUGCGUCUAAAAGCAUCAUCUUUAUCAGUGGUAAACUUAGCUGUACUUUUAUGCCCUUUGAAAUGAUGAAGCUCAAGUCAAACCAAACCCGGACGUACGACGGGGAUGGCUACAAGAAGCGGGCCGCCUGUCUGUGUUUCAGGAGCGAGACUGAGGAGGAGGUGCUGCUGGUGAGCAGUAGUCGACAUCCUGACAAGUGGAUAGUUCCUGGAGGGGGAAUGGAGCCCGAGGAGGAGCCCAGUGUUGCUGCAGCUCGAGAAGUGUGUGAAGAGGCCGGUGUGAAGGGGACUUUAGGUCGCUUAGUUGGAGUAUUUGAGAACCAAGAGAGGAAACACAGAACCUACGUCUAUGUUCUUAUUGUAACAGAGUUGCUGGAGGACUGGGAGGACUCGGUCAACAUUGGGAGAAAAAGGGAAUGGUUUAAAAUAGACGAUGCCAUGCAAGUGUUGCAGUGUCACAAGCCUGUGCAGGCCACCUACUUCGAGGCUCUCCAGGAGAGUUGCCCGACCAGUAAUGGAACACCUUUGGUGGCAACGAUAGGCGGGGACCUUUCCCCUACCUACAGCAUCAAUCAGAGCUCCGUCUCGGGUAUCAGAUAACUAAAACUCUGACACCUCCGGGAGUUUUCGCCACCACUUGCGCUCUUACUUAUGUCAUUUCUCUUCUCUGUUCUGUUCUCUUCUGUCUAAAUAACAUGGUUUGCCUUGCCAACUCCUUUGUGCCAGAACUGUGGCGCAGACCUGAUGACAAGUGUUGGGUGAAUAGUCUGAAACACUUUGUAAAUGUAAUUUUCGACCCCUAUUUUUUUUUUUUUAUUUUCUUUGUACUGACAACUGCAUGAAAUGUCUCCUCGCUCCCCUCAUUCUCUUUCCUUAAUGCGCCCUUAGCGUGGUGUUUAUUGAAUGCAAGAACUACUUUUUACUGUUGUAAUGUAAAAAUGUAUACUUAGUGCUUACGCUGAAGGCUUUUGGUGGUCUUCUUAAAGUCUCCUCCAUUUUUUUUUUUUUUUUUUUUUUCCCAGUUAUUUCUCUGUGAACGAAUGUGCCCAUUAGUGUACUCUCUCCCCUGUUAAAGUGAUGGUUCGGAGUAAUUUACCAUAGGGUCCUUUGCAUCAUGACCUCGAGCCAAACA